AUGCUGGACUUGAAUUCACGUAUCCUCAUCUUCGGAGGCGGUGGGACCAUUGGAUCUUCUACUGCUUUGCACCUGGCUCGGAAAGGAUAUAGAAAUAUACGUGUCCUCGAUGUUUACCCCAUUCCCAGUGCUCAAAGUGCCGGAAAUGAUUUGAACAAAAUAAUGGGAACCAGUUUGCGAAAUCCUGUGGACAAGCAACUUAGUCUUGAAGCGGAGGACGCAUGGCAUCAAAAAGGAUAUGAUAACAGUCUCUGCAGGUCCAAUGACCCGACUUUCACUGCAUAUUAUCAUCGGUCUGGACGGUUAGACUGCUGUGGCUCUCCUGAUGGUAUCGAAGACCUCGAAAACACGAUUGCAAAGCUGAAAGAUGCGGGACUUGGUCAUACUGUGGAAUGGCUAGACACGGAAGCCCAAAUAAUUCGCCGUGUGCCCCAGUUAGCAGGUUCAGACAUCCAAGGCUGGAAAGGUAUAUUUUUUGAGCAAGGAGGAUGGUUGGCCGCAGCAAAGGCCAUUGAUUCAGUCGGCAGGGAGCUCGUAAGACACGGUGUCCAAUUCUCUUUUGGAGACUCGGGAACAUUUCAAAGUCUUAUUCUGUCGAACGACGGGAAAACUUGCCUAGGUGCCACAACAAAGGAUGGAACCCAAUACAUAGCUGACAGAGUCGUUUUGGCUUCCGGCGCAUGGACUCCGUCUCUCGUCGACCUCGAAGAUCAAUGUUGUUCCAAGGCCUGGGUAUAUGCGCACAUGCAACUCACGUCCGAAGAAAUCAAAGAAUAUGCUGAUUGUCCGGUAGUAUACAAUGAAGAUCUUGGAUUCUUCUUCGAGCCUGACGAACACGGAAUCAUCAAGGUAUGCGACGAAUUUCCUGGCUUCACUCGAUACAAGAUGCACCAGCCGUUUGGUACCCCAGAGCCAAAAUCAGUAUCAGUCCCCAGGUCCCAUGCUCGUCAUCCGACAGAUACGUACCCCGAUGCGUCUGAAAUCACCAUAAACAAAGCCAUUGCUGCCUUGUUACCGAAAUUCAAGGAUAAAGAGCUUUUCAAUCGGGCGAUGUGCUGGUGUGCUGAUACGGCAGACGCGAAUCUGCUGAUAUGUGAGCAUCCGAGAUGGAAAAAUCUCUUCGUGGCUACUGGUGACAGCGGGCAUUCAUUCAAGCUUCUUCCAAUCAUCGGUAAACACGUUGUGGAAUUGUUGGAAGGAACUCUACAAGAGGACUUGCGCGAAUCGUGGCGAUGGCGUCCGGGUUCUGGGGAUGCACGAAAGUCCAGGCGAGCAGCACCCGCAGAGGAUUUGGCUGACCUUCCAGGAUGGAAGCAUGACCCGGCAACCGAUACGAAGACGCAGGCCAACUUGACUGUGCAGUAGAGCGCGGAGGGAAUGAGUGGCAAAGAGCGACAAAGUACCAGCUACAACUUAACACAUUGUUUAUGAUAUCACUUUUUCCCUUCUAGUCCGGGUAGACUGAACAUCUGAUAGAUGUGCUUAAGUAUCGGUUCCUCCAAUGAGCCCCAAAACUAACAUCGAGGAUGGUUCUCGAGGGAACUCCCCAACCCCUGUUACCGUCCACACGAGUAUCCAUUUCCGAUUCUAGUAUGACUGCAAUAACCGCCCCAGUCUCGCCGUCGAUGAUUAAGCCCGCUAGACCCUCUUUGUAGAUGAGAAAGGGUGUCGUCUGUCCCCGGCCAAUUCAUCACAGUUCGAGCGGAAUUUUCGAAGAGUAGACGA
Molecule: messenger RNA, 1725 nt
Organism: Lentinula edodes (shiitake mushroom)
Lineage: Eukaryota; Fungi; Basidiomycota; Agaricomycetes; Agaricales; Omphalotaceae
Product: FAD dependent oxidoreductase
Exons: 9
Coding region: 1-1365 (454 amino acids)
Molecular function (GO): flavin adenine dinucleotide binding; saccharopine oxidase activity; sarcosine oxidase activity
Source: RefSeq, a predicted model, not a curated record